Messenger RNA from Vicia villosa (hairy vetch), 534 nucleotides. RefSeq lists its product as uncharacterized. The record is from RefSeq and is a predicted model, not a curated record. Bases 44 to 361 code for a protein of 105 amino acids. The transcript is spliced from 2 exons. Lineage: Eukaryota; Viridiplantae; Streptophyta; Magnoliopsida; Fabales; Fabaceae.
UCCAAAGUUCUAUUUUGAAAAUAUUGUGUUUGUUAAUAUCAUCAUGAUGAAGCUAGAAAGCAUUCUCUUACUCUUGGUGGCUUUGACUGCUUUCUUCAGUUUCACCUAUGGAUCAGGAGUAGAACCGAAUAUUGCGUAUUGCCCUAGACUUCUUAAGGGAUUGAGUGGUGACUGUUUCCAUGCUCAACGUGACUGCAAUGAUGAAUUCAAUGCAAGGUAUAAGGGUGCACAGGCUCGUCGUUGUAGAUGUGAUUCUACAGGAAAUACACACACAUGUUCAUGUUGUAUAGUUUGUGGAUUGAUGGAAUAUAAGAAUAAUUUUCCUUUUGUAGGCAAAAAUGAUUUUCUCCCCGAAUGCUAAAAAUUUAGGGAGUUAAAUUAAUAAUAACCUCACAUCUUAAUUUAUGAGGUUUUAUAUCUUGGGUCUCAGAUCUUAGAUUUUAUUGUUUCAAUCCAUUUUGAAAUUUAAAACUUGAUUGAAUAAUGACAACCUUUGAAUGAUUUAAGAAGUACAAAAUAAAUCAUUUAAAAAAA